This is a messenger RNA of Vitis riparia (riverbank grape), 1230 nucleotides long. RefSeq names its product putative receptor-like protein kinase At3g47110. The transcript is spliced from 2 exons. The record is from RefSeq and is a predicted model, not a curated record. Lineage: Eukaryota; Viridiplantae; Streptophyta; Magnoliopsida; Vitales; Vitaceae. Gene Ontology annotation, molecular function: protein binding. The coding region runs from base 1 to 1230 and encodes 409 amino acids.
AUGGGUCUUGCUCUCCCUAAUCUCAGGCAACUCUUGUUGGCUGAGAACAGCUUUGAAGGAUUGAUACCCAGUUCUUUAAACAAUGCUUCAGAAAUUCAGUUUCUUGACCUCUCUUCAAAUUUAUUUCAAGGGUCAAUUCCUUUCCUUGGGAACAUGAAUAAACUUAUCAUGCUAAAUCUAGGAGUGAAUAAUCUCUCUUCCACCACAGAGCUGAAUCUUCAGGUAUUCGAUUCCCUCACAAACUGUACCCUAUUGGAAAGCCUCAUUCUGAAUUCCAACAAACUGGCCGGCGACCUUCCAAGUUCAGUUGCAAAUCUGUCAGCCCAUCUUCAACAUUUUUGCAUUGAAAGCAAUCUCUUUACUGGGAAAUUACCCAGAGGAAUUGAUAAGUUUCAGAGCCUCAUAUCCUUGACUAUGCAGCAAAAUCUUUUCACAGGAGAAAUUCCUAAUAUCUUUGGGAAUCUUACACAAUUGUAUAUGCUCACAUUGGGAUACAAUCAGUUUUCUGGUAGAAUCCCUGUGAGUAUUGGUGAAUGCCAGCAAUUAAACACCCUGGGUCUAUCUUGGAACAGGCUAAAUGGCAGCAUACCAAUAGAGAUUUUCUCACUCUCUGGUCUCAGUAAACUAUGGUUAGAAAAAAAUUCUCUGCAGGGUUCUCUCCCCAUUGAAGUCGGUAGCCUGAAGCAGCUCUCCUUAUUGAAUGUUUCUGACAACCAGUUCUCCGGAAACAUCACAGAAACAAUUGGCAACUGCUUAAGUUUGCAAACUCUUAGCAUGGCAAGAAAUGGAAUAAUGGGCUCAAUACCGGAUAAAGUGGGCAAACUAGUGGCAUUGAAGAGCUUGGAUCUUUCUUCCAACAAUCUCUCUGGCCCAAUCCCCGAAGAUUUGGGGAGUCUUAAGGUUUUGCAAAGCUUAAAUUUGUCUUUCAAUGACUUGGAAGGACAAGUUCCAAGGAGUGGGGUGUUCAUGAAUCUUAGCUGGGAUUCUCUCCAAGGAAAUGAUAUGCUUUGUGGAAGUGACCAAGAGGUUGCAGGGAAGCUGAGACUCCAUACAUGUAGUACAAAGAAGAAGCAAAGCAAGCAUUUUGGACUCACCAUCAGCAUUGCAGUUGUGGGCUUCACUUUGUUAAUGUGUGUAAUCUUCUAUUCCAUAUGGGCAUUGGUCUCCCGAAGAAGGAAAAAGAAGGGGACAAAGGAAAGUUCUUUCCCGUCCUUUCAAGGGGUUUCCUGA